AUGUGGGGUAGUACUUACUCUAAAAGGAUUGAAUUGGCCCUCAGAGUUAAAGGCAUACCCUAUGAAUACGUAGAGGAAGAUUUGAGCAACAGGAGUCCAUUGUUUAAAAAUUGUAUUUUUGCACAUUACAAGCUGAAAUGGUAUGAUUUAUACAUGCAGUUGUCUGAAGCUGUAAAGAAACUUAGCACAAGUGAUGAGGAUACAAAAGAAAAAGCAAUUGAAGAAGUGUUUGAGAAAAUGGAGGCGUUGGAAAAAGGAUUGGGAGAACUGUUUCCAGAGGGCGCUCCCAAAAUGGAUGGCUAG
Pistacia vera is the source of this 303-nucleotide messenger RNA. RefSeq names its product glutathione S-transferase U8-like. Lineage: Eukaryota; Viridiplantae; Streptophyta; Magnoliopsida; Sapindales; Anacardiaceae. The record is from RefSeq and is a predicted model, not a curated record. The transcript has a single exon. The coding region runs from base 1 to 303 and encodes 100 amino acids.